This is a messenger RNA of Drosophila rhopaloa, 1266 nucleotides long. RefSeq names its product sodium channel protein Nach (gene ppk27). Gene Ontology annotation, cellular component: membrane. Gene Ontology annotation, molecular function: ligand-gated sodium channel activity. Gene Ontology annotation, biological process: sodium ion transmembrane transport. The record is from RefSeq and is a predicted model, not a curated record. Lineage: Eukaryota; Metazoa; Arthropoda; Insecta; Diptera; Drosophilidae.
AUGUCUCGAAUUGUGACAGCUUUCAAUAUUACGGUUGUGGAAUAUUUUCGAAAAACCAGUCUCAAUGGUUUCGGUCUGCUUUACUUUAUCAGAAAACGUAAAAUUCAGAGAAUCUUUUGGUUUUUGUUUAUUAGCUUUGGCAUACUUUUUGCUGGCUAUGCCGUAUUCGAAAUGAUUCUGGAUUUUCUCAGCUACUCAACUGUUACAGAUCUCUCGGAAUUUAAAGUAGCAGAAGAGGAAAUGCAUUUUCCUGAGCUAAAAAUAUGUAGUGGGUAUAGAUUUAGUCGCAGGAAAGUGCUUAAUUACGUAGAGGAUUUGGGUAAUCCUAAUAACAAAUCCCAGGAAUUUUUGAAGGAAUUGUCAUUGCUUUCUGGGUAUUUUGCUCCUUUGUCUGUUGAUUCAGAGGAGGUUUUCCAAGUAAAUGCUUUUCUAGAUAUAAAGAAUAUUACUUCUCUUUUAUUGAGCUUAACUCCCGCUUGUGAAUCUUUAAUAUUAAGUUGCAAAGUUAAUAAAAUCUCGACGAAUUGUUCAGAGUUAUUUAUAUUAAAGGCUACCAGUCUAGGCAAUUGCUGUGUUUUAAGCAAGGGAAAUCUCACAGGAGAACUUUCCCUUUUUCUAGAUUCCUCACAAGAAGAUGAAUUUCCUUUAAAAGAUAACUUUCCCGGCUUUAGUUUACAUGCUCCAAGUUGGCUGGGUAGAAUUAGCAUUAACCCUGGCGAAAUGGCAGCUAUACAAGUUGAAGUUAUGGAACUUCAGGGAAAUCCUCAAUUAAAAGAGUAUGCCAUAGAAAAGCGAGGUUGUUAUUUUCCUCAAGAGGGUGAAAGUGAGGAGAAGUGCCUCAAUGAGUGUAGAAUAAAAGCCACGUUAAUUAAUUGCCAGUGUGUGCCAUAUCCAUUCGAGUUGAGCAAGAAGAACUUUAAACAUUGCACUUUGGAGAAUAUAAGUUGUUUGCAGUUGGUCGAGAAGAAUUGGUCGCCAUCUCAGUGUCCCGAUUGUUUGCCGCUCUGCAAUCAAUUGUUUUAUAGACUAAAGAAACAAGUCGAGGGCAAAUUGCAUCCUUGGAGGAGUGAAUUGAAUUUUAAAUUCAAAACACCACAUCGCCAGCUGUACAAAACAAUCACACUCUACCAUUGGUAUCAGAUGCUGUCAAACAUCGGUGGUGUUCUGGGCAUUUGCAUUGGCUGCUCCUUCAUCAGUUUCUUCGAGUUGAUCUACUUCAUGGUCUUUCGUUUAUGGUCCAACUAUCUUCGGCAGCCAGAGAUUUAA